Salvia miltiorrhiza (redroot sage) is the source of this 1233-nucleotide messenger RNA. Its product is annotated as short-chain dehydrogenase/reductase SDRA-like. The transcript is spliced from 6 exons. Gene Ontology annotation, molecular function: oxidoreductase activity. NCBI's taxonomy places the organism in Eukaryota, Viridiplantae, Streptophyta, Magnoliopsida, Lamiales, Lamiaceae. The record is from RefSeq and is a predicted model, not a curated record. Bases 284 to 1045 code for a protein of 253 amino acids.
GGAGUACUAGCUUUUUUUUUUUUUUUUUUUUUUCAUCCUUACUUGAAUUGGGUGCGGCCGAAUCCAGCCGGUUUGAUAAAUUUAGCAAAUAUGCAUAAUCAUGGACCCACCUUCUAUCCAACGCCGUGAAACUCUAGAAUAAUUCGAGGGUAUUUCAGGAGCAUUUUCUCGGUUCUUACACAAGAAAUGUCACAGUUUCUUGGCUUCAUCCUAAAUUUUCCUUUUUGUUGAAUUGAAGUUUAUCGUAGCGUUGACUCAGUUGAUACAUACAUAAUCUUUAGAAAUGGAGAAAAUCGGGAAAAGAUUCCAAGGAAAAGUGGCCAUAGUGACGGCUUCCACACAGGGGAUCGGCUUCGGCAUAGCUGAGCGGCUCGGCUUAGAAGGUGCCGCCGUCGUCAUCUCCUCCCGCCGCCAACCAAAUGUUGAUGAAGCAGUGGAAAAGCUUAAAAAUCAAGGAAUUGAAGUGAUGGGUUUGGUGUGCCACGUUUCAAAUGCACAGCAUAGGAAAGAUCUGAUCAAGAACACAAUCCAGAAAUAUGGAAAAUUAGAUGUAGUUGUGUGCAAUGCUGCUGCAAACCCUUCUGUCGACGGCAUCCUGGAAACUAAAGAAUCAGUGCUUGACAAAUUGUGGGAGAUCAAUGUUAAAACCUCGAUUCUUCUGCUACAGGAAGUAGCUCCUCACUUGAACAAAGGCUCUUCAAUUGUAUUCGUGUCUUCUAUAGCUGGAUUCCAUCCGCCCAAAGGCUUGGCGAUGUAUGGGGUCACCAAAACAGCCCUACUUGGACUCACAAAGGCACUUGCAGCUGAGAUGGCACCGGAUACCCGUGUUAACUGCGUUGCUCCUGGUUUCGUUCCAACCCACUUUGCGUCAUUUCUUACCACGGAUGAGGAGAUGAAGAGAAGCUUGGAGGAGAAGACGCUGCUGAAUAGACUUGGAACUACACAAGAUAUGGCUGCUGCUGUGGCUUAUUUGGCUUCCGACGAUGCUGCUUAUGUCACCGGAGAAACAUUAAUAGUGGCUGGGGGAAUGCCUUCCAGACUCUAAGUGCAUAUUUGGUAGGCCUUAUAAGUCUGGAUAGAUAAAUAAUUUGGGGUUAUAUGUGUUUGGUAUCCCAAAUUAUUAAUCAAGAGGGUCGAGAUAAGAUCAAUGGUCUCUUUUAUUUUGUUAUUACUCUUUGAAAAACAUUAUUUCACUAUUGAGAUAAAUUAAUGUUUUUUUUUAAUUGAGAUAAA